CCAUCCCUUUGCACCGCAAAAUGUACCCAAGUUCUCCAACAAUUCUCUAACCUCUAAAACCCCCAGACCUCUUUCUCUCUCAUGUCUAAAACCCUUCUCUGUCUCAUCAAAUCCAAAGCCAAACCCACUCCUCCCUCUAAACCCUCUCUUAAACCCCGCAUUAAAAACCUCGUCAAAGAUAUCUUAGAGGUCCUCCAUACCCACAACCAAUGGGAAGAAAACCUCCAAACCCGAUUCUCCGAAUCCGAGGUUCUCGCAUCCGAUGUUGCCCAUUUAGUGCUCGAUCGAAUUCGUGAUGUUGAAUUGGGUCUAAAGUUCUUCGAUUGGGUCUCCAGAGGACAGUAUGCUGGUCCCAUAAAUGGGUUUGCGUAUUCUUCGCUUUUGAAACUCUUGGCGAGGUCGAGAGUGUUCUCGGAGAUGGAAGUUGUGUUGGAGAAUAUGAGAGUUGAAGAAAUGUCACCAACCCGGGAAGCGAUGAGCAUUGUAAUUCAAGCUUAUUCAGAUUCUGGGUUGGUCGAGAAAGCUCUUGAAUUAUACUAUUUUGUGCUUAAAACGUACACUUAUUUUCCGGACGUAAUAGCUUGUAAUUCGUUGCUUAACAUGCUCGUGAAACUUGGUAGGAUUGAAAUUGCGCGCAAGUUGUAUGAUGAAAUGCUUGAGAUAGAUGGUGCCGGAGAUAGAUGUGUUGAUAAUUAUAGUACUUGUAUAAUGGUGAAGGGUUUUUGCAAGGAGGGGAAACUUGAGGAGGGUAGAAAGUUAAUAGAAGAUAGGUGGGGACAGGGUUGCAUACCAAAUAUUAUCUUUUACAAUACACUUAUUGAUGGGUAUUGCAAGAAAGGUGACAUUGAAACGGCUAAUGGGUUGUUCAUAGAGUUGAAAUUGAAAGGGUUCUUGCCGACUGUGGAAACUUAUGGGGCCAUUAUAAAUGGAUUUUGCAAGAAGGGGGAUUUUAAGGCCAUUGAUAGGCUUUUAAUGGAAAUGAAUUCAAGGGGUUUGACAGUUAAUGUUCAAGUUUAUAAUACUAUUAUUGAUGCUAGAUAUAAGCACGGUCACAUUGUUAAGGCAGUGGAGACCAUAGAAGGUAUGAUUGAAUGUGGUUGUAAGCCGGAUAUUGUGACGUAUAAUACUCUAAUUUCUGGUUCAUGCAGGGAUGGUAAGGUCUCGGAAGCUGAUCAACUUCUAGAGCAGGCAUUAGGGAAGGGAUUGAUGCCAAAUAAAUUUAGUUAUACCCCUCUUAUACAUGCCUAUUGUAAACAGGGAGGAUAUGACAGGGCUUCAAAUUGGCUCAUUGAGAUGACAGAAAGAGGACAUAAAUCUGACUUGGUUACUUAUGGAGCUCUGGUUCAUGGCCUUGUUGUAGCUGGUGAGGUUGAUGUUGCAUUGACUAUUCGAGAAAAGAUGCUGGAAAGAGGAGUGUUCCCUGAUGCGGGUAUUUACAACAUCUUGAUGAGUGGUCUUUGCAAGAAAUUUAAGCUUCCUGCAGCUAAGCUGCUGCUUGCCGAGAUGCUUGACCAAAAUGUUCUACCUGAUGCAUUUGUUUAUGCCACUCUAGUGGAUGGGUUCAUUAGAAAUGGCAACCUAGAUGAGGCAAGGAAGCUAUUUGAGCUCACAAUUGAAAAGGGCAUGAAUCCUGGCAUUGUUGGGUACAACGCCAUGAUUAAGGGCUACUGUAAGUUUGGAAUGAUGAAGGAUGCUAUGGCAUGCAUCAAUAGAAUGAAGGAACGACACCUUGCUCCAGAUGAGUUCACUUAUUCCACUGUAAUAGAUGGGUAUGUAAAGCAGCAUGACUUAGAUGGUGCACAGAAGACGUUUAGAGAGAUGGUGAAAAUGAAAUGCAAGCCAAAUGUGGUUACUUACACCUCUCUGAUUAAUGGGUUUUGCCGCAAGGGAGACUUACAUCGAUCCCAAAAAUUUUUCAGAGAGAUGCAAGCUUGUGGUUUGGUGCCCAAUGUGGUUACAUACAGUAUUCUUAUUGGGAGCUUUUGUAAGGAGGCUAAACUUAUAGAUGCAGCCUCCUUUUUUGAAGAGAUGCUCAUGAACAAGUGUGUUCCUAAUGAUGUUACCUUUAAUUAUCUUGUAAAUGGGUUCUCAAAAAAUGGAACUCGCGCAAUUUCUGAGAAAGGAAAUGAGUUUCAAGAGAAUAAGCCCAUGUUUCUGAAUUUUUUUGGAAGAAUGAUAUCAGAUGGAUGGGCUCCAAGGUCUGCUGCUUAUAAUUCCAUCCUUAUUUGCCUUUGCCAAUAUGGAAUGUUCAGAACUGCAUUGCAGUUAAGCAACAAAAUGACAAGCAAGGGCUGCAUUCCAGAUUCUGUUUCUUUUGUUGCCCUGCUACAUGGUGUUUGCUUGGAAGGGAGAUCAAAGGAAUGGAAAAAUAUUGUUUCUUGCAAUUUGAAUGAGAGGGAGCUCCAAAUUGCAGUUAAUUACUCAUCGAUUUUAGACCAGUACUUGCUUCAAGGAACAUCUGAGGCUUCAGUGAUUUUGCAGACAAUGUUUGAAGAAUGCCAAUCUCAUAGCAAAGUAGGGGACAAUAUCCAAGUCUCAGUAAGUUAGGGGAAUGAGGGGAGCUCAAAAACCUCACUUGGUUCAUCUACAAACUGAAGAAUGGGUGCUUACAUGAAAUGACGGGGGUAUGAUGAAAAAUUAAUAUCCUAUCCUCUUAAUACUUCAGAGUUCCUCUUUUUAUCUCAUUAGGCCCAUGGAAAAAUCGUCCAAAUAUAUUUUCAUCUGGCCUUCUGUCAGUGAAACCCUAAAUUCAAUAUGGCCUUUGUCAUCCAUUCAGCUGCCAAAUUCAUGCAGUUCCUUCAUGACAUUUUGAUGCCUUUCAAGUGCAAACAAAUUAAAAGCUGGUAGUUUAGUAAUCAACUAUAUUUGCACGAUACUAAAGCAGGAGUGACAUUACUUUUGAGCCACACCAAAAGUCAAAGGCUUCUGGUUGGUCUAUUAAGAAUAAAAAGGAAUGGACUGGAUUCCUCCGAAGACCAUUGUAGAUACACUGAAUAUUGCAUUUUGGGGGCACGCCAGAGGCAAAUUUUAUGGCUAAGUCAUUUGUCUUACUUUGGUUUGAGCAAUCUGGCUUGAGAGGAAUGCCAGAUUUUGUGAGCAUAGGUGGAGGCCUAUUGCGGCAUUGUGGGAUGCUGUCAGCUUUCCAUUUUCCUUUUGGAUUUCAGUUACGGAUGCCUUCUCUGGUGUUCAAUUGAGUUUGAAGUUGCUCCAAUGAUGCCUUUCUUAUUCUUCCAAGAACCAGUGUUGUGGAGGUGCAAGCUGAUGAGUGAAGACCACGUCCAACUAGUGUUCUCAAGUUUAAACUUUGACAGUUGCUAAUCAACAACCUGGGAAGAACAGAAAUUAUGAGAGCAAUCAAAGAUCAUGAGGGUGCAUCAAGGCUUUUUCCAUGCAUGCUAAGUUAGGUUCAGCUAAUUGUGACAGAGAUUCAGGCCCUUGUGGAAUCCUUGCAUUUUUGGUUCAAUCUUUGGGAUUGUCCAACCUACCACUGGAUGAAGAUUCUAAUACUGUUAUUUCCUUGGUUGUUUAAGGAAAAAGCUGUGACUCUUGAAGCAUGAUAUGUGGUUGCAGCAGAUCAUGGAUCUAGCUAUAUUUUUGGAGCACUACUAUUGGAAUCCUGCUCAGCUGAUCAGGUAGCAGAUUGACUAGCCAAGUGUAAAGCCUUAAAAUUACAUUAUUUUUGCAGGGGAAUUUUGACCUUCAGCUGUAGCUGCCAUUUUUGUGUCUUGUAAUUGGUGGUAGUUGCCAGUUGCAUUUCCUUAUUUUUCUUUGUUUAGCUUCUCUACUGUAUGGUCAGAUUUUGAAUUUUACAGAGAAUAGCUCAAUCAUUUAUUGUACAUCCUUUUGCCAGUCAAUGAAGGAUAUUGUUUGGUGGGUCAGCCUUGUUAUUUGACUACA
This is a messenger RNA of Vitis riparia (riverbank grape), 3897 nucleotides long. Its product is annotated as pentatricopeptide repeat-containing protein At1g52620. Gene Ontology annotation, molecular function: protein binding. Lineage: Eukaryota; Viridiplantae; Streptophyta; Magnoliopsida; Vitales; Vitaceae. The coding region runs from base 82 to 2547 and encodes 821 amino acids. The transcript has 4 exons. The record is from RefSeq and is a predicted model, not a curated record.